Molecule: messenger RNA, 376 nt
Organism: Aspergillus pseudonomiae
Lineage: Eukaryota; Fungi; Ascomycota; Eurotiomycetes; Eurotiales; Aspergillaceae
Exons: 1
Coding region: 89-334 (81 amino acids)
Source: RefSeq, a predicted model, not a curated record
CAGCUCCCUCCUGCUCCCCCAUCUGGCGACAAGGUCGCUGCAUAAAUCAACACCCAGCUACGAUGCCUCCUUCCCGAAUCCGAUCUAUAUGCUAUAUUAUUAUCACGUAUCUCUCUUCUCAGGUGUUGGGUGUGGUCAUCAUUUCUGGGGGCAAACUAUAGAGGUUGCUAUUUCUAUUGUGCUUCUAUCCCUGCUCUUAAUCCUCUUGUAUUGUUUUAGCCUGGUUUGUUGGAGUGCACAGCAUUGCAUUCGCAUGUUCAUUAUGUUGAUGGAGGGAAAAGAAUCUUCGACGCCGGCCUUGGGGUUUCCAAGGCUGGACUUUCUUGUAUAUUAACUUCCGAUAAAUGGUAUAAUGUGAUAUCAGUCUCCCACACAC